AUGGCUAUAGUGCAGCUCCUUGGAGAUGGCGCUGACGUGAAUCAAAGAGACGACCUUGGGCGGACAGCAUUAUCCUGGGCUGCAUCCAACCGCCUUCCUGGAAUUGUUUACUGGCUCAUCGAGUAUGGAGCCGAUAUCAACAUCAUCGACCUGCACGGAAGAACCCCCCUGAGCUGGGCCGCCCAGGCGGGAUCUCACCACGUCGUAAAAAUCCUGGUUGAGAAAGGAGCUGACGUUAACUUGGCACGCGGUAAUGGGUUGCGGCCCCUUGAAGCCGUAAUGGAGUCUGGGCGUGGAGAGGAGGCCACAAUUGUCAUGAAAAUUCUCAAAAAGUUUGGUGCUAAACGCUCCUGGAGGCAUAGGCUUCGCCACGGAUGGUUCGGGCAUGGUUAUCUAAAAAAGGUAGUCCAGAAGAGGUCGCGAGGAAUGCAAGCAAGAUUGUGGUGGAGGCUGCAACGAAGUGAAUUCAAGCUGAGUGGGCUCGCAUCAAUGAACGGGCUCGCACAACCAGCUCGGAAGCACGCUGUUUUUGGCGAGCUGUCAAUAGUUGGACACUUCCGUAUUCGGUGCAGCGACAGUAUCAGCGACCACGGAGACGUUCGAAUCAUGGAUAGCGGCCGCCUGUCCCAUAUCCUGAAUGAGUUGGAAAGCCCGGAGCGACAACAACCGACGAUGAUAUUCUUGUUGGGAGGUGAAGGCAAAGAGGAAGCGCUUGAUUCGCUUUUCGAGAACUAUAUGACACAAAACAAGCCAGAGAAGUCAAACAUGACUAUAAACUUACGAAGAGAAGCUGGCGGGGAUCACGCACCUGUACUCUUUGUUGAUGGCGAUCUUCGCGCGACUUUAAGUGUGCAGCAGAGUGAGAGCUAUUUGCGGAAGACCACCUACUCUGCAUUGUGGGCGGACGGAGGUAGUGAGGAUGUCAUCAGUUUGGUCUAUGCCAGGCUCCUCUUCCUCUUCUGCGACAUUGUGUGCAUCUUCGCAGAAGACUUCCCCAGUCUUGACCACGUGGCGCAUUUUCUACUAUUUGUCGCUCAGGCAGGUUCUGCGUCCACUCUUCCCGUUCCGGUCCGCCCAACGGCUCUUGUUGUCCUCGGAAGAGGCAGCGAGACGCACCGGCUUGAGAUGAACAAGUUUCAUCGAACAAUCUCCGCCCAUCGGAGCCGCAUAGCAGAAUCCUUCUCUACAGUUAGGACGAUCACCCUCGGCAGCUAUGAUCGGCUGAGGAGCUUCCUCCAGCACCACCUAGACCAUGCCGCGAACAUACGCUCUGCUCAUCGCGCUCGUUUUACUGCCGUGCACCUUGACAGCCUAUUUCAAGCUGCGCUAAGGCACACCGCGAUGACCGUCACCGAGCCUUUUGACCACAUCAGGGAGAUGAGGGUCGGUAACGAAGUGCCGGCGGGUCUGACUUUUCAUCUCACUAACUACUUCCGACUUGGAUUUCGGGCGGAGAUCAGCGUGGGUGACCUAGUGCCUUCUAUUGCUUCUGCUAUUGUUGCAGACAACUACCCUCCAAGGGCGCAUUGUAAGCCCCCUUUAAGCACGAUCCCAAAAUUGCAUGCUAAGAUACCAGUGUCGGACCCAAAUUUGGUGUUCGAACGUUUGUACCGUGAACCCCUUUUAGAAGCCUUCCUAUGGCUUUGCAAGGAGCAACCCAGCCUGUCCUUAGUGCCCGAAGCGGCGUGUGAAUUGGUCCGAGUCGAGGCAAACAGGUUCUUCUCAUCUGUAGAGGAAGCGGGGAGGCCAUCGACAGAGCUGCACCAGGAACAGCUCAUGUCACAGAGUGCUCUCUUCUGCCGAGUGAAGUCUAACCGCACCUGUCUCUGGUGUCGAUUCCGAAAGCCAGAACACCGACCCGCCUGUGGACAUGGUCUAUGCGAAAUAUGUGUAAGAAGGUACGGGGACCCCGCGUCUGAUACUGAGUAUCGGCUGACUAUCCGUCUCUGUUAUCUGUGCUUGUCGCGAGCGCCUCUCACCAUUGACCUGGUGCCUCCAACCAAACGUAUCAGCAGCUUAGCCAUUGACGGGGGAGGCGUCCGUGGCGUCAUUCCUCUGGAAUUUCUUUUGUUGGUGCAGGAGAAGUUGGGGGCCAACUGUCCAGUUGUGGAUCUUUGUGAGCUCGUCAUGGGAACCAGCUCCGGAGGAAUCAUUGCGCACGCCUUGGUGAACCUACGGUGGGACGUGGCAACCUGUUCUGAUGUCUUCGAACGGCUAGCCCGGAGAGUCUUUCACCGGGCACGACGAGCUCUGCUAGUCCGCAAGUCAUUCGCCGGACGACUUUAUGGGUGGCUCACCUGGUGGCUGUAUGAUGGGCUUUACGAUUCUGCCGUUCUUGAAUCAUUGUUGAAAGAAAUCUUUGGAGAAUUCCGUCGAACCUUUCACGCUGCGGGGCCUGACGGCUCGGGAGCCCUAAUAUCUGGAACCAAGGUGGGAGUGGUGGCAACCAGUAUUUCCCGAGAGACCUCCACAUUUGUGUUCGGGAACUUCAACGGUGCUGAAUGCGGCAAGCAACGCGUCCGGCCGGAAGACGACGGUGAUGACCCGUUUGUGUGGCAAUCAGCACGAGCGACAUCUGCCGCCCCAUCGAUCUUUCCACCAGCCUACAUCCGCGCGAUUGGGACUUUCCAGGAUGGAGGACUGAGGGAGAACAAUCCGGCCGGCAUUGCUCGGCGUGUGAGCCGCCAGAUCUGGCCAGCGAAAAAGAGGCCAGCACUUGUGGUAUCAAUAGGGACGGGCACCAAAGACGACAAAACAUCCGGUCAAGAUGCUCCUCACUUUCGCAACGUAUUCAGGGAUGGCUUCGCGCGUCGCGCUCUCGAUGCCUGGCUUUAUUCGCUCGACGGGGAGGUCAAGUGGAAGGACCUGAUGAACCUUCUAAGUGAUGACGAAAAAUCCGAUCAUAUUCGAUAUAACGUCUCACUGAAGGACCUAGCCGGCAAGAUCGACAGUGUCAGCGACAUUGACAGCUACCGCAAUCUGGUCAUCCUCAACCCAGGGAGUGCGAAGAUGGCAGCUGAAGUGGCAACCGCGCUCCUCAUAUCAUCUUUCUACUUCGAGUUAGCCGAGGUGCCUAACAGUGAAGAUGGACAUUUCCCGUGCAGAGGUAUCAUCCGCUGCCGGCCACGGAUCCGGUCAAUUCUCCCACCGCUAGAGGAACUCCACGGGUCGCAGCAGAUGUCCUUCACCACGGACAGCGAGUUGCUAGGUCCUUUCCUCGGGGAGGGUGACGUCUGUCCCUCCUGCGACCGUUACCACAAGCCUGUUUCGUUUUAUGUGAGGCACCUGGAGGAACGUAUCAGCAUAUAUUUAAAGUUCGGUCGCCGGAAGCACCGAAAGAUCAGUGGAUUUCCCUGUACGAUAAACGAUAUCAUCAAGGACCAAGGCCUCGCCUCUGCCUUUGGUGCGAUAGAGCCGCAGACGAACAGCAGUGUCGAAGAAAGAGGACACUGUCCGAACCCUGUCAAGACGCCCCGUUGCGGAAGACUCGUCGGUUGGGGUAGAAUUGUCCAACACUGGCCAAGACGCUACUGGCCUUUACGCGUUUAUCGCGUAUUGGGUGGACAGGUAGACCCUGGUCUAGAACAUUGCGGGGUAAACAUUUUUAAGUUUAGCUUUUGA
Molecule: messenger RNA, 3621 nt
Organism: Histoplasma mississippiense
Lineage: Eukaryota; Fungi; Ascomycota; Eurotiomycetes; Onygenales; Ajellomycetaceae
Exons: 8
Coding region: 1-3621 (1206 amino acids)
Biological process (GO): arachidonate metabolic process
Cellular component (GO): membrane
Molecular function (GO): protein binding
Source: RefSeq, a predicted model, not a curated record